AUGUCAAAGGUUAUGAGAAGCGUCAAGAACGUCACCAAGGGCUAUUCCAGCUCCCAGGUGAAGGUCCGCGAAGCGACCAGCAACGACCCAUGGGGCCCGACCGGCACGCAGAUGAGCGAGAUCGCACAGCUCACCUUCAACUCGUCAACCGACUUCAACGACAUAAUGGACAUUAUCGACAAGCGGUUAAACGACAAGGGCAAGAACUGGCGUCACGUUCUCAAGGCCCUCAAGGUCCUCGACUACUGUCUCCACGAGGGGUCCGAGCUGGUUGUCUCGUGGUCCAAGCACAACCUGUAUAUUAUCCGGACGCUCCGCGAGUUUAUCUACAUUGACGAGGAGGGUCGUGAUGUCGGAAACAAUGUUCGCAUUGCCGCGAAAGAGUUGACUGCUUUGAUCCAGGACGAUGAGCGACUGCGCACUGAGCGCAGCGACCGGAAGAGCUGGAAGUCGCGGGUAACUGGCCUCGACGAGUACGGCCCCGGCGGCCAAGGCGGAGACCUUCCCCCACCGCCCCGGCGCAACCGGGACCGGCGCGGCGGCGGUAACGACGACGAUGACGCCGAGUACCGGCUGGCGAUCGAGGCGAGCAAGGCGCAGGAGGAGGAGGACCGUCGGAAGCGCGAGGGCCGGAGUGGGAAUGCCGAGGAAGACGACGACGACCUGGCCAAGGCCAUCAAGCUGAGUAAGGAGGAGGAGGAGCGCCGCCGCCAGCAGCUCGAGGCGAACAGCAACAACAACAACAGCAGCAACAACAUCGACCUGCUGUUCGAUGUCGAGCAACCCGCCCAGCCAGCUGCCGCCCAGUUCACCGGUUUCAACCAGGGCUACCAGCAGGGCAGCGCUGUCGAUUUCUUUGCCAACCCCAUUGAUCAGAGCCAGAUGCAGAUGCAGAUGCAGCCGACCGGCUACAACCCGUACGGCAACUUCGCCGGCCAGCCCACCGGCUAUCAGAACGGCUUCGGUACAAACGGCUUCGCCACCCAGCAGACCGGCUUCGACCCAUACGGCCAGCAGGGCUACCAGCUGCAACAGCAGCCGACGUCCUUCUCCAACAACCCCUACAACACGCAGAUCCAGCAGCCCCAGCAGCAAGACUCGUCCUCUCUGCAGCCCGGCAGCAACAACCCAUGGUCGUCGGCAAACAACGGCAGCGCCCAGCCCUUGCAACCCCUGCCCACCGGCUCCAACAACCCCUUCGCCUCGGCCGGCGCGAACAACGCAAGACCGCAACAGCAGCAGCAGCAGCCGUUCAAGCCGUCCUUCAACACGCUCUCGAGCCUGCCCGAGCAAAAGACACUCGCAUCAUUUGGCCAGCCACAAGCACAAGCACAACCCUUCCAGGCACAACAGCAACCACAGCAGCCCCAGAAGGAAGUCAGCGAGCACGAGGCACGCCUCAACGCACUGCUGGCGGGCGGCGAGGGCAUGGACACCUUUGGCAACACGGGCCAGCUCCGUAUUCCUGCGCAGCACACCGCGCCCGGCACAUUUGUCAACAGCGCCGGUUCCAACCUGAAUCGCCUCACGGGCGAUGCCACCGGUACGAACAAUCCCUUUAUGCGCCAGCAGUUCACUGGCAUGCCCGCUCCGUCCUACGGCAACGGGCCUUCGGCGAAUCCGUUCGGCGCACAGCCGCAGCAGCGGCAGACGGGCAACCAGGACCUUAUCCAGUUCUAG
Messenger RNA from Sporothrix schenckii 1099-18, 1680 nucleotides. RefSeq names its product epsin. The transcript is spliced from 3 exons. Lineage: Eukaryota; Fungi; Ascomycota; Sordariomycetes; Ophiostomatales; Ophiostomataceae. Gene Ontology annotation, cellular component: endosome; clathrin vesicle coat; plasma membrane. Gene Ontology annotation, molecular function: clathrin binding; phospholipid binding. The coding region runs from base 1 to 1680 and encodes 559 amino acids. Gene Ontology annotation, biological process: actin filament organization; endocytosis. The record is from RefSeq and is a predicted model, not a curated record.